This is a messenger RNA of Humulus lupulus (European hop), 1329 nucleotides long. Its product is annotated as GDSL esterase/lipase LTL1-like. Gene Ontology annotation, molecular function: hydrolase activity, acting on ester bonds. The record is from RefSeq and is a predicted model, not a curated record. NCBI's taxonomy places the organism in Eukaryota, Viridiplantae, Streptophyta, Magnoliopsida, Rosales, Cannabaceae. The transcript is spliced from 5 exons. The coding region runs from base 69 to 1166 and encodes 365 amino acids.
CACUUUGCAUAUAAGCAAUUCUGCUCUCAUCACUUACUCACUCACUCACUCACUCUCACUCUUUGGCCAUGGCUCCCUUAGUGUUUUUUGGUCUAGUCAUGGUGUUAUUGGGAGCCUUGAUGACUACUCAUCAUCAGGCUGAGGCUGCUCGAGCAUUUUUUGUGUUCGGUGACUCUCUUGUUGACAAUGGCAACAAUAAUUUUCUGGCCACUCAAGCCAGGGCCGAUGCUCCUCCUUAUGGUGUUGACUACCCUACUCAUCGCCCCACUGGCCGUUUCUCCAAUGGCUACAACAUUCCUGACUUUAUCAGUCAGAAAAUUGGUUCAGAACCCACAUUGCCUUACUUGAGUCCAGAGCUCACUGGUCAAAAGCUACUUGUUGGUGCAAACUUCGCCUCUGCUGGUAUUGGAAUACUAAACGACACUGGUAUUCAGUUUAUAAACAUAAUCAGAAUGUACAGACAAUACCAGUACUUCCAACACUACCAGCAAAGAGUGGCUGCCCUUAUCGGUGAAGCUCAGGCUAAGCAACUGGUUAACGAAGCACUUGUUCUAAUCACUGUUGGUGGCAAUGACUUUGUCAACAACUAUUACUUGGUGCCUUUUUCAGCUAGAUCUCGCCAAUAUGCUCUACCUGACUAUGUCACAUAUCUCAUCUCUGAGUACAGAAAGCUUCUUUUGCAACUGUAUGAUCUCGGAGCCCGGAGGGUUUUGGUGACUGGAACUGGACCACUGGGGUGUGUCCCAGCAGAACUAGCCAUGAGAGGCAGACAUGGCCAAUGCUCAACUGAGCUCCAAAGAGCAGCAGGGUUGUUCAACCCCCAGCUUAUUGACAUGGUUAAGGGAAUCAACAGUGAAAUUGGUUCUGACAUCUUUGUUGCUGUCAAUACACAACAAACUCAUUAUAAUUUCAUCAACAACCCUCAAGCAUUUGGAUUUGUGACAGCAAAGAUAGCAUGCUGUGGACAAGGGCCUUAUAAUGGGUUAGGGCUUUGCACUGCUGCCUCUAAUCUGUGCCCUAACAGAGACAUUUAUGCCUUUUGGGAUGCAUUUCAUCCAACUGAGAGGGCUAACAGUAUGAUUGUUGAGCAGAUUCACACUGGCUCUACUGAGUACAUGUAUCCCAUGAAUCUCAGCACUAUUAUGGCUUUGGAUUCUAGGGUUUGAUGACGAUGAUGAUGAUGAUGAUGAUCUUGAUUUCGAUGAUCAAACUCUACCACUUGACUACUUUUGAUUAUUGAUCACUAUAUAUAUGUUUCAAUCACUUUGUUUCGACUAUUAUUAUUAGUAAGUACGUACGUACGUAGUGCAUAUAUGCAAUUAAUAAUUA